AUGGCGGCGAGCAAAGCCUCCCGCGUAGGCGAAGAAACCCGCAUCGACAAAGUCAACGCCGAGCUCGUGACGCUCACGUACGGCACCGUCGUCGCCCAGCUCUGCAAGGACUUUGACAGCGACUACGCCGAAGUGAACAAGCAGCUCGACAAGAUGGGCUACAACAUCGGCCUCCGCCUCAUAGAGGACUACCUCGCCAAGUCCAACACCAUGAAGCGAUGCGCCAAUUUCCGCGAAACCGCCGACAUGAUUGCCCGUGUCGGUUUCAAAAUCUUCCUCAAUACAACGCCCCACGUCACAAACUGGACAAGCGACAACAACCAGUUUUCCCUGGUGUUCGAGGAAAACCCCUUUGCCGACUUUGUCGAGUUGCCCGACGACGGCCGCGCCCAGGACGAGCUGUGGUACUCAAAUAUACUGUGUGGAGUGCUGAGGGGAGCCCUGGAAAUGGUGCAGAUGCAGGUCGAGGCUCAUUUCAUAAGCGACGUGUUGAGGGGAAACGAUACCACGGAGAUGAGGGUCUCUCUGGUGCGGUAUAUCGACGAUGAGCUGCCGCCGGAGGAUGACUGA
Ustilaginoidea virens is the source of this 570-nucleotide messenger RNA. RefSeq lists its product as uncharacterized. The record is from RefSeq and is a predicted model, not a curated record. The coding region runs from base 1 to 570 and encodes 189 amino acids. The transcript has 3 exons. Gene Ontology annotation, cellular component: TRAPP complex; cis-Golgi network membrane; cytosol. NCBI's taxonomy places the organism in Eukaryota, Fungi, Ascomycota, Sordariomycetes, Hypocreales, Clavicipitaceae. Gene Ontology annotation, biological process: intra-Golgi vesicle-mediated transport; endoplasmic reticulum to Golgi vesicle-mediated transport.